Durusdinium trenchii is the source of this 759-nucleotide messenger RNA. NCBI's taxonomy places the organism in Eukaryota, Dinophyceae, Suessiales, Symbiodiniaceae. The record is from the annotation of a GenBank genome assembly.
AUGUCGUUGUUGCUUGCGGGCAUCAGGCGAGCUUUGGGGAGUGUUGCUUUUCCGGUGAGGGCUAUGUGUUCUGCUGCUUGCAAAAAGGCAUCCUUUCAUGAUCAAUAUGUGCAGUUGCUAAGCUUCGGCUUCCUCAGCUGCGUUAUACCUACUGUGACCUGUUGGAGAACCAACUCCAAGCAGGUGGAAUGCAAGGCAUUUUCCAAAUACCUUGUGCCACCCAAACGGGAAGUUCGAGGAGUGCAUACACAGGUCAGAGAGCUAUUUCACAUUACAAGAUUUGGGAAAGAGAUUGAGAACUCAGGAGAAAUGAUGCGCGGAACAACCGGUGCUGUGGGUGGGGGUAUUUAUUUCGCUGCAACACGAAAAGAGUGCGAAUGCAAAGCCAAGACAAACGGAUACUUGGUCCGCGCAAAAGUCUUUGUUGGAAGAGCUAAGUGCGUGGAUAUUAAUCUCGGGUCAGCUCAGGGAUUGUUGCGGCUGUUCCUCAUGCUUGGCGGUGCAGGUUUCGUACAGAUGUUGCAGCCCCUGGUUCCAGCUUAUUUGCUUGGAACCCUGAUGGGAUUGGGCAGCCUUGCGUUUGUGGAUCCAUCCGCUGUGAUUGCCAUGACCAUGCUUGCAGCACUGGCUGCUUGGCUUGCUACAGCAUCAUCCCAAGUGCGACAACAGGCUGCGCUCAAUGCCAUCAAUGUGCUAUUGCAAUUGCCUGCACCGAGUAUGUGGUCUACAACAAGGACCAAGUGGAGAUCUUGGAUGUGA